Lynx canadensis (Canada lynx) is the source of this 756-nucleotide messenger RNA. RefSeq names its product metabotropic glutamate receptor 8-like. Gene Ontology annotation, molecular function: group III metabotropic glutamate receptor activity. NCBI's taxonomy places the organism in Eukaryota, Metazoa, Chordata, Mammalia, Carnivora, Felidae. Gene Ontology annotation, biological process: regulation of synaptic transmission, glutamatergic; G protein-coupled glutamate receptor signaling pathway. Bases 1 to 756 code for a protein of 251 amino acids. The transcript is spliced from 6 exons. Gene Ontology annotation, cellular component: membrane. The record is from RefSeq and is a predicted model, not a curated record.
AUGGUCUCAGCCUUUAGGCGACUUUUGCAGUCUGAAAUGGGGAAAGGAUAUAAGGAAGGAAGGACAAAAGGUGGUGUUUGCAUUGCUCAAUCACAGAAAAUCCCACGUGAACCAAGACCUGGAGAAUUUGAAAAAAUUAUCAAACGCCUGCUAGAAACACCUAAUGCUCGGGCAGUGAUUAUGUUUGCCAAUGAAGAUGACAUCAGGAGGAUAUUGGAAGCAGCGAAAAAAUUAAACCAAAGUGGUCAUUUUCUCUGGAUUGGCUCAGAUAGUUGGGGAUCCAAAAUAGCACCUGUUUAUCAGCAGGAGGAGAUUGCAGAAGGAGCGGUGACAAUUCUGCCCAAAAGGGCAUCAAUUGAUGGGUUUGAUCGCUACUUUAGAAGCCGAACUCUUGCCAAUAAUCGAAGAAAUGUGUGGUUCGCAGAAUUUUGGGAGGAGAAUUUUGGAUGCAAGUUAGGAUCACAUGGAAAAAGGAACACUCAUAUAAAGAAAUGCACAGAUAAUCAGCCUCCUCAACUUGAAAUCCAAGGGCACUAUAGGCUUCAAGCAAAUCGCUUCUGCAUUAAGACUAUUGAACUUGGGAGAGGAGAGCAGACAUUCACACCAAUAACAAUAGAACAAAGCAACAUGGGCAAGAGUGGUGCAAAGAACGUUUGUAAUAGAGCUGUAGCACCUUCAGCUGGAGUGAUUGGUAAAGAUUUUGGAGACAGGCAAAUAUUUAGCGUGAAUCUUAAAGAAGGGGUCUUAUUUGACUAG